AUGGACGGAAGUUCAGUCAGAAACAUCAUAUUUUAAAUCACCAAGAGUAAGUUUUUAAAAGAAUUAAAUUGGGACCUGCCAGUCUUUAUUCCAAAAUAGGAUAGAGCAAAUUUUUUUUUUGCUUAAUUUGAUCUAUUUGUUCGCAUAGUACGGAGUAUAUUUUUAAUUGGGGAAUCCCGCUGCACUCAGUAGAACGGAGCCUGCCAGAUUCCCCAAUCCGACAUGCCCUACAUGUCAGGUGAUCCCGGCUCGCCGUCGGCUUCCGGCGAGGGUAACCUGAACAAAUGCAGUCAGCUAUAUGAAGCCUUAACGAAUUGCCACCGCCGGAUCCGGGGUGGUCUGGACCGGGAGAUAGCAUGCCGCCAUUUGAAUCGGUCUCUGGCACAGUGUCUUGUGGCGGAGGUCUGUCCUGAUGAGUCUGAUGCCGUUCGCAGCCUCUGCUCGAGUGGCGGCACUGCCAUCAAGCGCCAACAGUGCCGUGAAGCCCAGGUUGAGGGAGACUUCAAAUCAUUUAAAGGAAAAUGGAUUCUCGAGCAACUAGGAAGUGACCACACACAGUUGAAGUAUAGGGUGGAGUCCAAAGUGCACAAGAAUGCAUUUCUAUCUGAAGCAAUCAUGGAAGAGGUAAUUCAUGAAGACCUCCCUUCAAACCAGAUGUAUUAAAAAUCUUGUGGGGGCAGGUUAUUUGAAGGCCAUUGCUCCGAACAGAACAGAUUGCAAGAUAUUCCUUGCUAUGGCUGAUGAUCUCCUAGUUUUCUUAAAUUGAUCCACAGCUGACUUGCUUAAGUUUAUGAAAUUCCUCCUUCAGUAUCAGGAAGCUUCAGGGCAUUUGGUUAAUUUCAACAACUGUCAUUUUGUUACUUCUUCCAAGCUGCCCACUGUCAGGUUUUAAAUCAAUGGGGAAAGCUUUGGGUAUGGUAGCGUCUAAACUGCCUAUAAGGGACCUGGGCUCACAUCUCUUUCAGGGGGUUAACAGGGUUGCUUGAUGUACUCAAUUGCUUCAACAUUUUGAUGCUAAGUUGAAUGGAUGGUGUAAAAAGCCUACUUAGCCAGGCUGGGAGACUCAUCCUUAUAAAGCAUGUUUUGUCUUCUAUUCCUAAUUUCCUAUGCUAUCCAAAAGAAGAGGGUGGACUGGGAAUUACGAACUUCAAAGCAAAUACAAGAGGCCUUUUCAAGUAAGCUUUGGUGGAGAUAUCACAAAAAGGAAUCCCUUUGGAGUAUGUAUAUGUUUGCUGAGUAUGGCAGUAGAGGACAUUUUGUUCGUAUAGAUUAUGAUUCCCAUGGAUGGAAAAGGCUGCGUAGGAAACACUCAUUUUGUGAAGAAAGGUGUUCUUUCACAGUUGAUGGGCCUAUUUGCCUUUUACUCUCGAAUUGGGUUAUGAGGAAUGUAGUAGGCUUAGUUUCUUUUCUAAGCCUACUCUUUUUUCUUAUGUGGGGGUAACUCACAAAAUGAUGCAAUUAAGGUUUUCCUUAUGGAGACUUUUUAAUGAUGGUUUACUACCUGUGAGUGAUAACCUAACCAGGUUUACUAGUGUGCUCUGCCCUCCAGGUCAUUGAUGCAGGGAGGGAGGUGUUUCACCAACUCUUCAAAGCGGCAAAUCAGGGUUGUGAAAUACUCAUCACGUGCUGAAAGCUCAAAUUUGAACAGGAAUGCUUCCCAUGGGCGAGCAAUUGCAGGUGGAGGAGUGAUUUUGAGAAUCAAACAAAGAUUCCACAACAAAACCUAUAGCCCACAAUGUAAACCCACUCUGUUUCAGAAUCAUUUUCUUGUCUAAUCAAGAAGUUCAUGGACGGAGCUCUCAUCAUUGAUGCUGUUGACAAUGCAAAGGGGCACAUCGGUGCUGGAAGAAGUGAGAAUUAGAGGGUCCAGCUCUAACAAGGUUGAGCAGCUGGAGAAAACAUA
Molecule: messenger RNA, 1903 nt
Organism: Cuscuta campestris
Lineage: Eukaryota; Viridiplantae; Streptophyta; Magnoliopsida; Solanales; Convolvulaceae
Source: the annotation of a GenBank genome assembly